UGCGAGAUCCCAAAACCGAAAGGUGGAGGGCGAGGGAAUCGUCAUCUUCGUAAUCGUAGUUCCCUCUUUUUCAGUUUUCGAUUUGGUUCUCUCAGAAAAGCUCAUAGAACCUAACUUGUCCUUCUUUCUUCUCUGAUUCUCAAAUUCAUCAUCGUAGUUCCUUCUUUCUUCCAUUAUCGAUACAGAUUAGAUUCAAAGUGACAUUCACUUCUCCUCCUCGUCAGGUUCAGGGUUUUUGAUUCGAGAUCUGAUCCGGUUUUCAAUUUUUUUGGUCCAAAAGCAAACUCAGGAAAUAUCAUUUGGAACUGAUUGAUGCGCUAAUUGUAAUUGUACUGUGGUCGUCCCUCUGCCCGAAUCGGAAGAUGGGAUUAGUAUUUACGAGAUUGUUUUCCUCCAUUUUCGGCAACAAAGAAGCUCGAAUCCUCGUUCUCGGCCUCGACAAUGCUGGGAAAACCACUAUUCUCUAUCGGCUUCAGAUGGGUGAAGUUGUCUCCACCAUUCCAACGAUCGGCUUUAAUGUUGAAACAGUCCAAUAUAACAACAUUAAAUUUCAAGUCUGGGAUUUAGGUGGGCAAACAAGUAUCAGGCCAUAUUGGAGGUGUUACUUUCCAAAUACCCAAGCAAUAAUCUAUGUUGUUGAUUCAAGUGACACUGAUAGGCUUGUAAUAGCUAAGGAAGAGUUCCAUGCAAUUCUGGAGGAGGAAGAACUAAAAGGUGCAGUUGUCCUCAUUUUUGCAAACAAACAGGACCUUCCUGGUGCCCUUGAUGACGCUGCUGUUACAGAGGCUCUGGAGUUACACAAGAUUAAAAAUCGUCAAUGGGCUAUUUUUAAAACUUCUGCCAUAAAAGGCGAAGGAUUAUUUGAGGGCCUGGACUGGUUGAGCAAUACACUCAAAUCUGGAGGUGGCUAAAGAUGUGAGCUUCAACGUAUUAGAUACUUAUAUGGAUUGGUGAAUUCAGAUGCAAGGUUGACAUAUGUAAUAUUCAAUCCUUAUAUUUUAUUCCGUUUUUUGUUUAAAGAUUAAAAAUUAAAGGUUUAUCAUUGGUUGCCUUUUGUAGUGAAUUUUUUCUGGGGUCCUUUUUGUAUUUUUUGGAAGUCCGUUUCUUAAUUCCUCUAUGUAGUAGUAGCUUCUAAAGAAAAUUUUCUCGUCUAAUCUGUUUAUGUAAUUGAGCAACAUUGGUUUACAUGUGAGUUGUGUGCUUAAC
Messenger RNA from Gastrolobium bilobum, 1206 nucleotides. Its product is annotated as ADP-ribosylation factor 1. The record is from RefSeq and is a predicted model, not a curated record. The transcript has 8 exons. The coding region runs from base 363 to 911 and encodes 182 amino acids. Gene Ontology annotation, molecular function: GTP binding; GTPase activity. NCBI's taxonomy places the organism in Eukaryota, Viridiplantae, Streptophyta, Magnoliopsida, Fabales, Fabaceae. Gene Ontology annotation, cellular component: cytoplasm; Golgi apparatus. Gene Ontology annotation, biological process: vesicle-mediated transport; intracellular protein transport.